CGGCCAUUGAAACCGGGCGUGCGCGUUGCCCGUCAUUAGUGUCAAACAUGCGCUUGCGCAGUGUGCUUGUGUUCUGUUCUAUAAUCGCCGCCGCGCGAUGUUCCUUGCGAACCGACCAAAAAUUUUGGAAAGGUCUCGCCGAAAGCGAGUUAGAAGAAGCUCUGAAAGUGAAAUGGAACCUGAAUCCGGCGACCAACGUGAUUCUCUUCGUUGGAGACGGCAUGGGGCCGAACACCGUGACCGCUACCAGGAUGUACAAGGGAGGAGAGACUCAUCGACUGGCUUAUGAGAAGUUCCCACACAUGGGGUUACUGAAGACAUACUCGGCCAACAAAAUAGUGCCAGACUCAGCGUGCACGGCGACCGCUAUGUUCUGCGGCGUGAAGACCAACCAGGACACGAUAGGGGUAGACGCUACAGUCAAGAAAAAUGACUGUGAAGCUUCUCUCCAACCAGAAGGCAGACUGCAGUCGCUGGCAGCCCUCGCUUUGAAAGCAGGGAAAAGUGCAGGAUUUGUGACAACCAUGCGCGUGACGCACGCCACCCCCGGGCCUAUCUACGCGCACAGUGCGAACCGCAACUGGGAAUGCGAGGCCAGACUGCCAGAGGGCAGUCCGUGCAAGGACAUCGCUAGGCAACUCGUUGAAGACUGGCCUGGACGUGACCUACAUGUAAUAAUGGGAGGCGGCAGACAAGCCCUAGUCUCUAACUCUACAGGCACUCCAAUAGACCCGAUCAGCAAAGACUGGUGGACGUGCUACCGACAAGAUGGCAGGAACCUCAUAGAAACAUACAGGGAAGACAAAACCAACCGAGGGUUAAAACACAGCGUAGUCGCCAACAAUCAAGAGCUAGAUGAGCUGGAUGUGGAAAAUACUGAUUAUUUAAUGGGUAUUUUCUCCAACGAACAUUUGAGCUACGAUCACCAGAGGCACAAGGGCCCCGACGGUAUGCCUUCCUUAUCCGACAUGGUAAAAGCAGCCAUCAAGGUUCUGCAAAAGAACAAAAAAGGCUACUUCCUCAUGGUAGAAGGAGGCAACGUAGACAUGGCUCACCAUAGAGGCUGGGCCAAGAGGGCGGUGGACGAGGCCGCGGCGAUGGAGACCGCAGUCCAAGUGGCUGCCAACAUGACUGAUGAAGAGGACACACUUCUCAUCGUCACGAGUGACCACACUCACACGUUGAACAUAAAUGGGUACCCUAAUAGAGGGGAAAGCAUCUUUGGCAUAGCUGGUGCAUCGAGCGUGGACGGCGUAAACUACACCACGCUGUCCUACAGCAAUGGAGGUCCGGGUUCAUUCCAGUUCUACGUGAAGACAGACGAGGAAGGCAGCAAGGUGGCCAGGAAGGACCCCAGUGGGGAAGACACUGAGGCCUUCGACUAUAACCAGGUGGCUGGGAUACAGCUGGUCGAGAACUCGCACGGAGGUGGUGAUGUCGCUAUUUAUGCUAGAGGUCCUCACUCACACUUAUUCCACAACGUGCACGAGCAGCACUACGUGUUCCACGCUAUCUCCUACGCGGCCAAGAUUGGUGAUUACUAUGGCACAUCCAGUGGAACAAUAACCAACAUCAAUGUAGUGUACAUUUGUAUCACAACGACAAUUGCUGUGCUCUUUGCUACUUUGAAGAUAUGACAGAGGAUAUGGAAUUGUAUUUCUAAUUUUAUACAAUCAAAAUGUAAUUUAUUUUAUUAAAAUAAUGUUUAGAAUUUUGGCAGUGAUUUUACCUGUCAAAAUAGUGCAAUUUUUAUUUGUAGGUACAGUUGCAAAGAAACGCAUUUGAAACGAAUUGUAUGAAAUAAUAAUCCUAUAUUAUUUAGGAGUACCUACAUAAUUUUUACAGUCAAUGAAAAGCAGUUUUAUUAAAUAAAAUCACAAGCUUGUCACUAAGAACUAUUUUAUUGUCAUAAUAAAUAAGAAAAUUGUAACAAUCAUAUAAAACAGAUUUGUACAUAUUAUCACAAAAUAAAUGCUACAGCAUCUUAAUAAUAAUUUCUAUUCGAAAUUAUUGAAGAAAAACUGAAUGCAAAUAUUAAUAUCAUUGAUGAGCAUUGUCUUACAGACAAGUUUCUAUCCAAAAUUCAUGAAUAUUGCAAAAUAAAUAACUACAUAUUAUGCACUAAUCAACCAAUAAAACAAAUCUUUGUAUUGAUUCAAUAUUUACUGGAUUCGUAAUAUAAACAUACAACAAAUUAAGUUAUGUUAUAAAUAAAUAGAUUAGGAAUA
Messenger RNA from Trichoplusia ni (cabbage looper), 2228 nucleotides. RefSeq names its product alkaline phosphatase-like. The record is from RefSeq and is a predicted model, not a curated record. The transcript has 9 exons. Gene Ontology annotation, molecular function: alkaline phosphatase activity. Gene Ontology annotation, biological process: dephosphorylation. Bases 48 to 1637 code for a protein of 529 amino acids. Lineage: Eukaryota; Metazoa; Arthropoda; Insecta; Lepidoptera; Noctuidae.